UGCCCUAGGAGUGCACAAAGGAGAACAACACUCAACCACUCCUCAAAACAAAGGUGAGAAGCCAACACAUUGAGAUAGUUUACUCUGCUGGGUGUUUUAGUUUUUAGUGGAUCUGCUCCUCUCUGCCUGAGUUCUUUCCAGCCACAGCUCAGAUUGUUUUGACCUCAACAUGAGGUCCACUGCGAUAGCGUUGCUGGUUUUGGGGAUGUGCACAAUGGAGACGUUGAGCCUUCCUGUCAAGUCUGUGUUCGUCACCAUCCCGGGAGAUGUCAUCAAAAACAUGACUGACGUGGAGAUGGCAGAUAAAUACCUGAAGAGGUUUGGCUACAUGGAGUCUCCGCAGCGCAGCGAUGUUUCCACGUCCAAAGCUCUGAAGACGCUGCAGAGGCAGAUGGGUCUGGAGGAGACCGGACUGCUGGACAAGACCACGCUGGACACCAUGAAACGCCCCCGCUGUGGGGUCCCAGACAUUCGCAGCUACCAGUCCUUCGACGGAGACCUCAAAUGGGACCACAACGACGUCACCUACAGGAUCCUGAACUACUCCCCUGAUAUGGCACCCUCCCUGACCGACGACGCCUUCGCCAGGGCCUUCAAGGUGUGGAGUGACGUGACUCCUCUCACCUUUACCCGUCUAUUUGACGGAACCGCCGAUAUCAUGAUAUCCUUCGGGAAAGCCAAUCAUGGGGACCCGUAUCCAUUUGACGGAAAGGACGGCCUCUUGGCCCACGCCUACCCCCCCGGCGAAGGGAUCCAGGGUGACGCCCACUUUGACGAUGAUGAGAUCUGGACCCUAGGCCAAGGGACAGUUGUGAAGACGUUGUACGGCAAUGCAGAGGGAGCUUUGUGCCACUUCCCUUUCACCUUCCUCGGAAAGUCGUACAGCAGCUGUACCACGGACGGACGCUCCGACAACCUGCCAUGGUGUUCCACUACAGCCGACUUCGGAACGGACAAGAAGUUUGGCUUCUGCCCCAGUGAACUUUUGUACACGUUCGGAGGCAACAGCGAUGACAAACCAUGCGUAUUUCCCUUCGUAUUUCUUGGGGAGACGUACGAUAGUUGCACCACGGAGGGCCGUAGUGACGGCUACCGCUGGUGUUCCACCACUGACAACUUUGACAACGACAUGAAAUUUGGAUUAUGCCCCAGUCGUGAAACGGCUGUGGUCGGAGGAAAUUCAGAGGGCGAGUCUUGUCGCUUCCCCUUCCAGUUCCAGGGGAAUUCGUACGACUCCUGCACUAGCGAGGGACGCAAUGACGGAAGGCUAUGGUGUGCCACCACUGAUAACUUUGACACCGACACCAAAUGGGGAUUCUGUCCUGACCAAGGGUACAGUCUGUUCCUGGUAGCAGCCCACGAGUUUGGACAUGCCCUGGGCCUGGACCACUCCAAAGUCAGAGACGCACUUAUGUUUCCCAUGUACAGAUUCAUUGAGAACUUUUCCCUAAAUGAGGACGACGUUGAAGGCAUUCAGUAUCUCUACGGACCUAAAACCGGCCCGCACCCCAGUCCCCCGGGUCCCAUCACCACGACGACCACCAGACCAACAACAACCACCACACCGACACCUGUAGAUCCAGACAAUGAUGUCUGCCAGGUCACGACCUUUGACGCAAUCACUGAGAUUGGGAAUGUGCUGCACUUCUUCAAGGAUGGAUAUUACUGGAAAAAGACAAACAGCGAUAAGGCUAAGGGUCCAUUUGCUAUUUCUGAGGGGUGGCCGGCCCUGCCAGCUAAGAUUGACUCUGCCUUUGAGGACCCGGAAACCAAAAAGAUGUACUUCUUUGCAGGAACUCAGUUCUGGGUGUACACUGGCAAGAAGGUACUUGGACCCCGCAGCAUCGAGAAGCUGGGCCUGCCGAGCAGUGUUCAGACGGUGGAGGGAUCCGUGCAGAGAAAGGGGAGCAAAGUCCUGCUCUUCAACGGGGAGAACUACUGGAGGCUUGAUGUGAAGACUCUCAAGAUGGACAGAGGAUAUCCUCGGACAACUGUCACGGUCUUCGGCGGAGUUCCCAGUGAUGUCCACGAUGUUUUCCUGUACAAAGGUCACCUUUACUUCUGCCAAGAUCGCUUCUACACGGGUGUGAAUUCUCGUCACCAGGCCAACCGUGUUGGCUACAUCAAGUAUGAUCUCCUCCAGUGUUCAGACGAUUCCGCCCUGCGGGCCUGAGAAGCCCUGACUUGAAGAACUUAUAACUUAUGCAAUCAAAAUAACAAUUAGUAAUAAUUUGUUGGCAGUUCCUCUUUAACUGUGAAGUCACAUGCAAUGCAAAAUUGUUAACUGCCAUUUUUGGGGUCCUUAGUCCCACGCAAUCACAUACGCAGCAACACACUGUUUAGUUGAAUGGCCCAGAUGAAGGUACUUUAAGUGUGAGACUUUGUUGUUGCAUCACUCUUCAUUUGUGAACAGGUUAUGGAUGCGAACAGCAGGAAUAGGAACAUAACGGUUCCCUCCAAAACAGAAUCUGCAUCAGAUCAGAAUAAGGUUUUUUGUCUGACAGGCUCAGACUGUUUCAGUAUACAUUUUUUAAGCAAUUGUUAGGCCCAAUGUUUAUUUGUUUUGUAUAUUUUGGCUUGAUACCAGUUAUUUGCACUGGGUGGCAUUGCAUGUCUCCAUCACUGAAAUUAUUUAUAAAAUGAGUUAUUUUGUAUUGCAUUUAAGUUGUCAUUUAAUUCCAAUAAAUAUACGACUAAAUGUUU
Molecule: messenger RNA, 2703 nt
Organism: Gadus morhua (Atlantic cod)
Lineage: Eukaryota; Metazoa; Chordata; Actinopteri; Gadiformes; Gadidae
Product: matrix metalloproteinase-9
Exons: 13
Coding region: 170-2173 (667 amino acids)
Biological process (GO): collagen catabolic process; proteolysis; extracellular matrix organization
Cellular component (GO): extracellular matrix
Molecular function (GO): metalloendopeptidase activity; zinc ion binding
Source: RefSeq, a predicted model, not a curated record